This is a messenger RNA of Branchiostoma belcheri (Belcher's lancelet), 6452 nucleotides long. RefSeq names its product limbin-like. Gene Ontology annotation, cellular component: ciliary membrane; plasma membrane protein complex. The transcript is spliced from 29 exons. Gene Ontology annotation, biological process: smoothened signaling pathway. NCBI's taxonomy places the organism in Eukaryota, Metazoa, Chordata, Leptocardii, Amphioxiformes, Branchiostomatidae. The record is from RefSeq and is a predicted model, not a curated record. The coding region runs from base 729 to 5810 and encodes 1693 amino acids.
AAGUAUGUGUAAGUUGCACCCCUUUGUGGUGGUAUCGCCUAAUGAUACACUUUACCGCUGUUGUACCUGGUAGCUAUAGCGACGGGGCGGUUUCAAUAUGCCCCACAAAGCCACGCCUAAAAUCCAUUCAUAUCAGUGGAACGUCUUGAAACUGCAGGUCAAUCUGCUAUUACGGAAGGGAAAAUGUUUUUCCUCUGUUUAACCGUGUUGUGGAACGAUAUUGGCUACACCGACUGAUAAGGACUCGAUUUAAAUUCUUGCUGGGCUAAGGAAACGGACAAGUGCAAGUGUGGACGAAACUACAGGAUUCCUCACGACUUGGGACUCAGGGAAGUGUAGAUAUCCAUGACAGGUGUUCAGAGUGGUGUGCCAUAUGAGUCGGUACCAAGGUGCGCUUGUCACCUGUGAUGCAAAGUACCUGGCACAUGGAAGAACGCACCUGUAUCAGAUGACACCUGUUCAUGUCGCCAUGUAGUCUGACAUUGUUCAGUUUGAUAGCAAUUGUUCAUUUUUACAAGCUAGGUUUAAAAUAGUUUUAUGGCCUAUUAUAAACAGAGCUACCUAACACUAUAUUGAAAUCAGCUCUCCUAGUUGUUUGCUCAAUUCCAUAGGUUCCUCAGCAACUAGACCUAUCAGUUGGGCUUCAUUGUAAAACUGUCUUCCCGUAAUAGUUUUACUUGUUUGAGGCUAAGUGCUUUUUUAUUGACUGCCAAGUGACUUUAAGGAUCAUGGCUGUAAAGAUAAGAGGACAUACAGGCAUCAUUGUGCUAUGCCUGGCAGCUUGUGUUUUCCAAUGCUUGUGGUUCCAGGCAUCAUCACAAAAUGUCGUAUUAGAUUUAGAUGUGCAGACGCAGUACACUUUUGAUAACCAUCCUGGAGUAUAUCGCCUUGGAAGUGCCAACAUCACCACCAAAGUGUCCAUUCCUGCUGGAGGGGCUGAUGCAAGUUUGGAACUCACAUUGCCCCAUCUAAACUACACGUACCGUAAAUGUGACCCACUCAUGAUCAAUGUCACUUCUUUCAAUGGCACCCACAAUAUUACAGAGGAGCAGCUAACUACAAACUGUUAUGACACGUACGGUAUCACCCUGUAUGUGUCUAUGGAUGGAAAUGAUAGUGUCAUUGCAUAUGGCAAUGACUUGUCAAAAAGUGCCACAACGAAAAUCACGACAAGUGCAGAUGAGGAGAACAUUUACUUUGAUUUUGGUAAUGUUGUAAAUGGAGCUGCAACUUCACAGGACAUCACAAUAGUUACGCCUUUCACAGUUCUUUCUUAUAAUAAUGUUCAAGACAUUCUGACAUUUGAAGCUACUCCAACCACAAAUGGAACUGUUCAGGCUGUGAAUACAUCGUUUAUAGUGAUUGGUCCUCAACUUGAGAUUACUUUCACGGAACUUAAUAAUUCUGGACCAAUAGAAGCUGGUGAUAGAGUCCAUCUGCAGGUUUUAUUGCAACAUACAAGCCUUUCUACGGAAAAUGCAACAAACAUGAUGUUAGGAGGAAACAUCAAUCCACGAGGCACAACGACAGCUACAAUUGUCACAUCCUCAGUCUCCACGUCUAGUAGCCCUUACAACAAGUCUUACACCACCGAUGUGCUGAACUCUGGAGGCAACCUAAACUUUGACCUGCUGCCAGUGGGAGAAACUGUUACCAUCCUGUUGUGGUUUGAGGCACUUGAUGGGCUACUGAUCAACAGUAAUGUGCAGCUGUCUUUACAACUUAAAUAUGUGGACCUGGAAGGUCACAAUCUUGAGGCUUGGGGCUCAAAGUCAAAGGCAACAAGAGAUUUGACUUUCAACGACCAGACAAAGUUCACUUUGAAUGUGGAGAACAACGUUGGGGUCGACCAAGUUGUGGAAGUGAUUACAACUUUUCUGAUGCCACAUGGGACACUUGCAGCAAGCUUGGAAUUAGAGUUCCAGUCUGCUGCCCUCAAUCCUGAUGAUGUUUUGCUGGUACGAGGAGAUCUACCCCAGAGUGAAGACGUGACUUAUGCCAGUAAUGUUGCCCCAGUAGAUCUUCUGUCACAAAACAGAAGACGUCGCAAGAGACAAAUCUUCAUCCCUGCAUCUGUCCCCAUCAUCAGGACCUGGGAUGUAGGCGACAUCGUCUACCCAAGCAGUGUGAAUGCCAGGGGAGUGGACACAUCAGUAUCCAUGCUGGUAAGUUACCUGGUCAACUUGGACCCAACACAAGUACAGAAUGGAGUACCAUUCAGUCUCACAGCCACACUCACUGCAGGAGGAACAGCCAUUCCACUGGGAACAAGAACAUUUGUCUUGGGACAACCAGAGCUCCAAAUGGAUCAAACAGUACAGAUUGCAGAUGACAGCACAAACCCAGAUGAGGUACGCAUCAAUGUGACAGUUAGCCACACUGCCCAGUCAUCAGCAGAUGCCUUUGAUGUCACCAUUUUCUGCGAUGCCACAGGACUGACCAUCUUCAACUACAGGAACUUGAUCCCCAUAUUUGUUUCACCAGAGAUCACCGUACAAGGGUCAGAGAUUACAGUGACAAGGACACGUCUUCCAUUGGGGGAGGAGCUGCUUCUGUCCUUCCAGGCAGAGUUGGUGUGUAAGGAGCGGACCUGUGCAGAGAACAGUCCUAACCUUACCAUCCCUGCUAAUGUCACCUACAGGAGUGUGGCAGUACAGCAGGCAGCCAACAGUUCACAGUUCCAGGGAAUAGACUAUGGACCUCUCACUGACAGCAUCUGUCUUGGGUUUAACCUAGUGGAGAUCACCAGUUUGUUCCGUAACUACGGUUACAUAGGCCUUGCUCUCAUUGUGUUCCUGCUGUUUGGCAUCGUUGUCGGCAUCCUGUGCUGCUUCAUACUGUACAAGGCAAAGGGCAUACAAGUCCGACCAAUGCGUGGGAGGAGCAAGAAGAAAAAGGGAGGCCUGUUCUCAGGGCUGAAGAACAGACUGAAGGGUCUUGGUUCCUGGUUUGGAGAGCUGAACUUCGCCUCCAUCCUCACCUUCAGGGACAUCAGUAAGAUGUUCAGGUGGCUGGACAAUUUGGAUAUCAAAUCAUCCAUUGACCUUGACAUGAAGCUGCAAAGUCAUCGUCUUCAGUUGAUGAUUAAUUCCAUCAACAUACAGCUGCAGAAACUAAGGCACAAAGGAGAGAUUUCCAGACCUCUCCUUGACAGGAUCCAGGACAAGUUCAAUAAGGCAUGGAGAGCCCUUUGCAGACGUUUGGACGAUGAGUAUCAGAAAGGAUUGAGCAGGCUCCAUAAGAGGCUGGCAGCUAAGAACAAGGACAAAUUAGACAGUCUGCACAAGAAGCACGAGGAAGAGAGGAAGCAGCUGAUUGACAAGACAACCAACACCCCUGAGCAGGAACGUCGGGAGCUGAUGAAUCUGCUAGACCAACAGCACCAGGUGGAGACAGAGGAGCUGUCAUACAGGCUACAACUGGAACAGGCAGAGGAGGAGGAGAAAAUCAGGAAGGAGUUUGAGUUAAAGAAGAGGGUCGGUCUAAAGGAGCUGCAGCACAACCUUCUGAAGGACCUGGCCGAGCAGGCUGAGCUGUCAGAGGAGGAGGCUGCACGGAUCAUGAGGGAACAUAAGGAGAACCAGGCAACCAUCAACAGGCUGAUGGAUGAGGAGAUGUCACGGCAACGGAUGCUGCUGGAGGAGAAGCUGGCCCAGAGGAGAGCCAUGGCAAAGGCUAAGGAGCAUCAGGAAGACCACAACAAAAAGGUGCUGAACACCCUGGCCACACAGCAGGCAGGCAUUGUGCAGGAAAUGCGAGAAGAUGGAAAGCUGUCAGUAGAGCAGGAGAAAAUGUUCAAAGAGAGGAUUCGCAGAGAGAUGCUUGCUGCAAGGGAGAGGCAUGAUAAGGAAAGGGAGUCACAAGAAGCAGCACUCCAGAAACGUCUGGCUGAGCUCAAGAAGAAGCGACUGGCAGAAAAGGAGGCAGAGCAGCGCCAAGAAGUGGAGGAGUUUGAAAAGAAACAACAGGAGAAGCAGAGUGAGGGGGAAGGAGAUGCUGAUGACUACAUCGACGCACGUCACCAGCUGAUGUCCCGCCAUGUCACAGAGAUGAACGACCUAGAGAUGUCUUUGGACAAGGAUGCCUCAGACCAGCUGGACAGCCUGACCUUUGACCUGACAAAGAAAGCCCAGGAUGAGAUUGUGAUGUUCAAGGGCAGGCUGUGUGCUGAACUAGGAAGUGCUGGACUGAAGGAGAAGCAAAGGGAUGAGAUUCUUGCUCAGCACCAGCGAGAGCUGGAGCAGCUGAAGGAGGUCCACCAGGAGCAGAAGAGGAAGCAGACACGGGAGCUGGAGCGUCGUCUGGAGGAGAGGAGAGCAGAACUGGCCAGGAGGGCAGACCUGGAGAGGAAGGAGCAGGAGAAGAUACGGGCCAGGGAGGAGAAAAUUGUGGGACACUUGAUCAAUGCACAGACAGCCAUCUCUGAAGAGGACAAGGAGAAGAUUCUGAGGGAACAUGAGAAAAAUGUGGCGACACUUGAGAACAACCUGACCUUGAACAAGCUCCACCAGCGUCGCAUGUUGGAGGAGAAGCUGGCCCAGAGGAGAGCCAAAGCCAUGGAGAAACUGCAGAAGAAACAAAUCAAGCAAGAAAAGAAGCGUCAGCGUUACCGUGGCAGUGACUCGGAGGGUGAGCAGGACGAUGUGAAGCUGCUGAAGCAGCAGCUGCAGGAGAGGAUCAGUCUGCUGUCCGAGGAGAGUCAGGCCAGGACGGAUGACGACAUGGAGACUAUCCGUGUGGAGAUGCUCCAGGAGCGAGCGCAGGCCCUGAAGGACCAGGAGGAGCGGCUGGGAGGGCUCCUGUCAGCACUGCAGAUGGAGCGGGCUCGAGAGCUUGCCACAAUAGAAGAGCAGAGAGAGGCACUGAACAAGCUGACCACCAACCUGGUUGAUGAGCUGAGUGACAAGGGGGUGCUGACUGACCCUGAGUGUAAAAAAGUCAUUGAGCAGCACAAAAAGGACGUGGACAAACUUGAGAAGAAGUUGCACCACCAGCGACAGCGGCAGGAGGAGGAGCUGAAGAAGAAGCUGACAGAGAAGAUGAUGCAGCGGGAGAAGUCCAUGCUGCAGCUCCACGAGGAGAGGCUGCGGGAGAUCCACAGUCAGGAGGCCAGCAAGACUGCCGCAAGAUUCAAGAUGGCCGCCAUGAAGAACAAGUACAUUGUGGAGAGUGAAAAGCAUCGUGGAGGAAAAUCUUAUGCUAACAAAGGAUUCCAAGACUCAGACCAAGAAGACGAUGAUGAUGAUGAAGAUGACUGUGAGGCAUCUUUCUUUGGGUCCAGGAUGACCAUGGUUAAACACUACCACCAUUCUGAGUUAGCAGAGGCUAGACAAAAAAUGGAACGAGGGAUAGAGCAGAACUUAGAGGACUACAGACGACAGUGGGAUGUGAAGAGGAAGCAGGCACUGCAAGAACAGGAGCUGAAGUUUAUCUCAGGGCUGGUGAAGACGGGCAGGUUUGAGCGAGAGGAGCUGUCCUCUGUCCUGACUCUCCUCUUCCCCCACAACACUGACAUCAGUCAGAUCCUGGAGAAAAUCUACACAGAAGGGUCCAACUCAAGUGAUGAGUCAGAUAGUGGGAGCAGGAAAAAAUCGAGAGGAAUCUCCCGACGAGAGAGCACAUUAGCCUUGAGGAUCAGGGAAGCCACAUUAGGACCUUACACUCCUCCUCCUUCAACCAAGAAGAAAAGGAAGAAGGAAGGUGCCUUAAAGAGAUUAAAAAAGAAGACACACCUUCCGCCCCUGAGGAACGCUCCGGAACCCCGCCCUGAGCCGUUGGGAGGGGCAGAUUCCCCUCACCUUCAGGAAUGAUCUUCAAGGUCAUGGCUCCAAGAGGUUGAAGAGACUGAAGGAGCCUCGCCCAGAUCCAGUGGGAGGGUCUCAAUCGCCUGACCUGGCACACUGAAUGACUGGGCUAAGACGUCUUAUACUAUGUCUGGUUGCCUUAAAAACAAGGGCUUUGAAUAUAUACUUUUUAUGGAUACUUAUUUUUAAUGAUUAAAGGCAGCUGUGGUUUUGAGUGACACAGAGAUAACUUCUGUGAAAACAUCAGUCUGUACAUAAUUUCUCCAAGUGUUUAAAAUGAAAGUCAGCACUGAGGAAUGACACCUGCUGAUUAAGACAUCAGUGACUGAUGAGUACUGAUAUGUAUCUACUAAUGCAUCAAAAGAUGUACAUGUAGUACCAAAAAUUAUAGUUUUUUAAAUUUCAUAACUUGAUUUUUAUAUUUUUUAGAAAAACUGAACACCAAUUUUUAAAGCCACUCUUAUUUUGUAUGCAUAUAUUGCAGCUUCUUCCAUCUGACCACUUAGGAGUACAUUGUACAAGUUUGAAGUUUAUUGUCAAGUGCAAUGCCAUAACCAGAUCUCCUGCAGACUCAACAUGGAUCCAUCUUUCUUGUAAAUACAGAUAUUAAAAAUGUAAUUUUGUCUAUUAGUAAGUGAUUUGAAUAUU